AUGGCUUAUUUUCUCUUAUAUGUCGACGAUAUUGUUCUUACAAACACCUCACCCGAGUUAAUUCAACAGAUCAUGACUACCCUAGCUGGCGAAUUCUCCAUGAUUGAUUUGGGACCUCUUAAUUAUUUUCUUGGUAUUGCUGUGACUCGUGAUCAAAUGGGUAUGUUCUUGUCUCAAAAGAAAUAUGACUUAGAGAUUCUUGAGAAGGCUCACAUGCUGAACUGUAAACCUACACGCACUCCAACCGAUGCCUCCUCCAAGUUAUCUGCUUCCGGACCCCCUAUUUGUCUCUUUAUGCAUGAUCAUCAUGAACCUCAUCUCAAUGAGCUUAAACGUAUUCUUCACUACAUUCGUGGUACAUCCUCUUUCGGUAUUCAGUUGUAUGUAUCAUCUUCUCAACAAUUAGUUGCCUAUUCUGAUGCGGAUUGGGCUAGGUGUCCGGAUUCCCGGCGGUCUACUUCUGGUUUCUGUAUUUUCUUGGGUCAGAAUUUGGUAUCUUGGUCCUCUAAACGACAGUCCACUGUCUCUCGUUCAAGUGUUGUGGCGGAAUAUCAUGGGGUUGCAAAUGUUGUGGGAGAAACUUCUUAA
Molecule: messenger RNA, 588 nt
Organism: Lactuca sativa (garden lettuce)
Lineage: Eukaryota; Viridiplantae; Streptophyta; Magnoliopsida; Asterales; Asteraceae
Source: RefSeq, a predicted model, not a curated record